AUGCCCUGUCCGCCGGUCGUUCUAGUGUGUAUGGGAUGUUUUGACCCCGUAACCCGUGCGCACAUUCUACUCGUGGAAUAUGCACAUGACUGGUUAGCGCAUGAGAAGCGGAGUAUUACACGUAUUUUGUUCAGCCCUGCGCACGACAACUACCCCUAUAAGCGUCUGGCCCCAAGUAUUCAUCGCGUUGCGAUGUUACGAUUGGCUAUUGCAGAGUCCAAGCUCUCGCAUAUAAUGGAUGUCGAUACAGGGGAAGCAGAGUGCACACAAGGGUACCAACCGACCUAUGCCAUAGUCGAAAAUUUGAAGCAACGUUACGAUGGAGCUCAGAUUUAUAUCGUAGCAGGAAUGGAUCUGCUGUAUUCUCAAUGCGAUGAAAGGACGUGGAAUCCCGCCAAUGUUAAAAGGCUCUACUCAUUGGUGUCUGCGGUAAUCGUACCUCGGGAUGGUGGUGCAGGAGGAGUGUCUCAGAAGAAGGUUAUUGACAAAGUUAAACAACUCUCCUACCUUGAUGAACCGUACCGUAAUGGACGAAUCUUGAUUUUGAACAAGUCCGUCUCAGAAAUCUCUAGUACUGCAGCUAAGGAGGCCCUUCGGCGAAGGUCCGGGACCAUGUGUGUAGACUCUGUGCAGCAAUACAUUCUUAACAACGCUCUGUAUUCCGCACCCCCUAGUUUCCAAUAA
Molecule: messenger RNA, 684 nt
Organism: Giardia duodenalis
Lineage: Eukaryota; Fornicata; Diplomonadida; Hexamitidae
Product: Nicotinamide-nucleotide adenylyltransferase
Exons: 1
Coding region: 1-684 (227 amino acids)
Biological process (GO): NAD+ biosynthetic process
Molecular function (GO): nicotinate-nucleotide adenylyltransferase activity; nicotinamide-nucleotide adenylyltransferase activity
Source: RefSeq, a predicted model, not a curated record